AACUGAAUCAGCCUCAGACUGCCUGAGUAGUACAAGCUUUUUCAUCUUUCUAUCAUCCCAUCUCCUUUUUUCUCCCGCCCUCUCUCCAUCUUUCUCUUGCUGUUUCUACUCCUCCCUCUGAUGAGCUGCCUCGUCAUGCCAUCCAUUUAUAUCUCCAGCAUUCCAAGCAGAGAGGGAUAAGCACAGAUCAGCCUGAACAUCAAAAAGCAAUAGAUCAUGCUGUCUACAACAGCCUCGGACAUCCACUCCUGAGAUCAGACUGCCUGCCAUUUUUCCUGUUUCAUCUGUCUAUCGCUCAACCUAAAGACCUUUCCCAAGGCAAAAGGAGUGAUUAAAAAACAACAGCAUCUGACCAUCAUUUCUUGAGAGGAACUUUGGGAUUCAUUAGCUCAGUGGGGAAGGAAAGGAGGAAAGAAUUUUGUAAUAUUGCUCCUAUUUUUUGUCUGCUCCUUUUCUCCUCCGUGUCUGCUGGCGAGGGAGCCGGUAGAAGUCUGCCAAGACGCCGCGUGCCGUGCUCCGUGUGAAGAAUGCCCAGGCGCGCCUGCCCAAGCCAUCGGAAGCGGCGCCCACGCCCGCCUCGGGACUCUACAUGGAACGAUCACAGAGCCGAAUCAGUUUGUCAGCCUCAUUUGAGGCUCUUGCAAUCUACUUCCCCUGCAUGAACUCCUUUGAUGAGGAUGAUGGCGAGUCAGAGGGGCGGAGGAUGAAGGGCAUCCAGAGGAGCACAGAGACAGGAUUAGCUGUGGAGAUGCCCAGUCGCACAGUACGCCAGGCCAGCCAUGAAUCCAUAGAAGACAGUAUGAACAGCUAUGGUUCAGAGGGAAAUCUAAAUUAUAGUGGCGUGUGUUUGGCUUCAGAUGCUCAGUUCAGUGAUUUUUUGGAUGGCAUGGGCCCAGCACAGUUUGUGGGCAGACAGACAUUGGCCACAACCUCAAUGGGUGAUGUGGAGAUUGGGCUGAUGGAAAGGAAUGGACAGCUGGAGGUUGAGAUCAUUAAAGCUAGAGGACUCAUCAUGAAACCUGGCUCCAGAGGACCUCCAGCGGCAUACAUAAAAGUGUACCUUCUGGAGAAUGGUGUAUGCAUAGCCAAAAAGAAGACGAAGUCUGUUCGGAAGUCACUGGAUCCUCUUUACAACCAGGUCCUUGUAUUCUCUGAGAGACCACAGGGAAAGGUUGUGCAGAUAAUUGUUUGGGGAAACUAUGGCCGAAUGGAUCGUAAGUGCUUCAUGGGUGUGGCCCGUAUUUUAUUGGAGGAAUUGGAUUUGACAAGCAUGGUGAUUGGCUGGUACAAGCUUUUCCCCACAUCCUCUAUGGUGGACCCCACUAUGGCACCGCUCAUUCGCCACUCAUCACAGCUCUCACUGGAGAGCACAGUUGGACCAUGCUGUGAACGCUCAUAAGACAAAGAACAAAGCUUUUAUUUUGUUUUUUUUUCUGUAAGGGCUCUCAAGGCCCUUGACCUUAGAGUGCUGCUUGUGCAUGACUGUAGCAGCCAGCUGGGGCCUACCAGAAUACUUCAGAAUCCUCUAGAACCACCCAGAAAUUUCAGAAAGUAAUCAUACCCGAAGAAGUGUUCUUUUAUAAUUGCACUUGCUAGGCCAAAAACGUGACCUGAGGACUGACUGACAAUGAGUUCAUAAUUUACAAUAAUUAAAUUGGAUUUACUUUAUCUUCUCUUCAUCAGAGACCCCUCUGUCUUUCUGAACAUGAAUAUGGCUUUGUUGGAGACGAUAUACAUGAUUUGUCUUGGCUUAUUAAUUGUUAUUAAAAGGCGAAAUGUUGCAUCUUUUCUGUUUAACACAGCAAUACAUCACUUUGUAUAAGAUCAAUUUGUGUGAAAAAGUGGUGCAGAAGAAAUACAACUAGUGGUUGCUAACAUAUGUCACAGAAAUAAAUUUUUAGAGUUAUUGUUAACACAAACGAAAUGUUUGAUUAGACAUAAAAUGCUUAUGUUUGGUACUUGGCUCACUCAUUCACUUGCUUUUUUCCCUUCUUGUUUUAACUGUGCUGUUCCUUUAAACAAGCACCUUUACCUGAAGGGUCAUGCCAUUGCCCACAAACCAGAGGCUAACUGAUUUAUCAGGCACAUACAGGAUUUAAAAGGGACAUAACUUUAAUUGUUGUUGUGACCAAUAAUUCCACAUAUUCUAGUUGAGGAAUAUUGGGUUGCUGAGAUACUAUGUCACAAGCAAUUAAUACGAAAAAAUAAAUGAUAGUUUCUUUGUAGGUGUAAGAGCUAAAAAUUAGCAUUAGAAUACCAGAAAAAAGUAUUCAUGAAACAAAUGUAAGUAAAUAUCUGUCACUGCUUCAUGUGAUGGUCUAGUUGUACACUUUAUAUGAAUUUCUUUUUCUCAUAACUGCUUGUCAGGUGUGAGUGGGCCAAUCGAUAUUAUUAUUAAUAUUAUUAUUAUAAUUAUUAUUUGAAACCAUUAAUGUUGCAAAUGCAGAACUUUCAGUAGCAAUGUUAUAGCAUUAUAUGGUAGCAUAGGCAUAAAAGGCUUUCUGGCUUACCAGAAUAUAAGGUCUAGAGUAAGUGGUUUCAAAAAACAAAUCUCAGUACUAACUGAGUAUGUAGCAGCUGAGGUAUAUAAAUUAAACAUGAAUAUGCUAUUGUAUUGCACUAGUUUUUGAAUUGUUCACAAUGGUAAUUAUUCACAGUGUUAAAAUAUAGUAUUGAUGUUGGGCAAGCAAAGAGAGAAGGUUCACUACAUAAGAAAUGACUUAGUAAUUAAGACAUUACAAAGUAAAUUAAAUUGCUAGUUCCUUUUUUGGGGUAAUAAAAAAAUAUACAACAUCUGAAGCAAUAAGA
Messenger RNA from Pangasianodon hypophthalmus (striped catfish), 2808 nucleotides. It is a transcript of the gene rims4, whose product is annotated as regulating synaptic membrane exocytosis 4. The record is from RefSeq and is a predicted model, not a curated record. Gene Ontology annotation, molecular function: transmembrane transporter binding; small GTPase binding. Gene Ontology annotation, biological process: positive regulation of synaptic transmission; regulation of synaptic plasticity; regulation of membrane potential. Gene Ontology annotation, cellular component: presynaptic membrane; cytoskeleton of presynaptic active zone. Lineage: Eukaryota; Metazoa; Chordata; Actinopteri; Siluriformes; Pangasiidae. The transcript has 6 exons. The coding region runs from base 590 to 1399 and encodes 269 amino acids.